AUGUAAGAUAACAAUGAAUAAUUAGAGAAUUUAGAGAAGGAGAACUUGAUUGGACAAUUAAAAGAGAAAGUAUUAGUGAUGAUUUAGUAUUAAGAUUAAGGAAAAUAAAACAAUUACAAAGAAAUUAGACAGAUUAUCAGAGAAAUAUGUUUAGACUUAUAAAGAAUAUAAGUUAUUAGCAAAGGAUAGAGAGUCUCUAUUUUAAGCUAUACAAUUUGCUCUAAGUGAAUAAUAAUAUAAAUUUGAAUAGAAACCUUUAGGUUAAUGUUUUAUUAAAUGUUAGGUCAAUUUGAUACAAAUUAAAUAAUUGACUUACUUAAAUAGAAAGAUGAAGAUAAAUCAAAAGCUCUUACAAAUCUAAUUAAAGAGACUAAUAAUGAGAAAUUUUAAUUAGAAGAAAAGUAUAGAUAAAUGAUAGAAAAAUAAGGGUCUAAUAGUGAUUAAAAGACUUAAUAAAUAAUUAAAUAAUUAAAAUAAUAAAUUAAUGAUUUAGAUAAUAAUAAUACAAGAUUGGCUAAAGAAAUAAUUGAAUUAAAUGAUAUAAUAUAGAUAAAGAAUGAAUAAUUAAUGAAACUAAGUUAAUUUGAAGAUGAUUGUGCUAAUUUAAAGACUUAAUUAAUGGUCUAAGAACUUUAAUAAUAAUAACCAGAUAGAUAAUAUAAAAUAAAUUCAUCUGAUAUUAUGAAUGAAUCACUUAAAAUGAAAUAAUAAGUUGAUAAAUUAUUAGAAGAAAUUCAAAAAUAAAGUUUGAAAAUCAAAGAAUUAGAAUUAGAAAAAGCAAACUUUUAAUAAAAUUAAAAACAAUAAAAAAAUAAAGAUAAUUUUAAUAAUAAUUAUACAAUUACAUAAACACCAGAUGAUUAUGAUGAAAUUAAUCCAUUUGAAUAAGAAAAUACUAUAUAAAAAUAAGAUCUAAAUUAAAAUAUAUUUAAUAAUCAAAAAUAAACAUAAACUGAUUUUAUUUAUUAAACAAAAGAAGAAUUAAUAACUAACAAUACAAAUUUUGAAUAUUUAAAAAAUGUUGUAUAUAAAUACUUUUUAUAUUAAGAAACAAGAAAUUAUAAGGAAGCAUCUAUAUUAAUGAAUGCUAUUAUGACUAUUUUAAAAAUGUCAAAUGAUGAAAGAAGAAGAAUAGAAUCAGCAAGAGAAAGAGGAUUUAUAAAAAGUGCUAAGAAUUUAAUAAGUGAUGGGUUCUUUUGUUUGAAGUAACCUUAAUUAAAUGAUAUGAAUUUUGAACGUCCUAAUAGUAGAAUUGAACUAAUGAAUAAGCAUAUGUUAAAUUGA
Molecule: messenger RNA, 1284 nt
Organism: Paramecium pentaurelia
Lineage: Eukaryota; Ciliophora; Oligohymenophorea; Peniculida; Parameciidae
Source: the annotation of a GenBank genome assembly